Messenger RNA from Rhinocladiella mackenziei CBS 650.93, 2061 nucleotides. RefSeq lists its product as uncharacterized. Gene Ontology annotation, cellular component: MUB1-RAD6-UBR2 ubiquitin ligase complex. NCBI's taxonomy places the organism in Eukaryota, Fungi, Ascomycota, Eurotiomycetes, Chaetothyriales, Herpotrichiellaceae. The coding region runs from base 1 to 2061 and encodes 686 amino acids. Gene Ontology annotation, biological process: ubiquitin-dependent protein catabolic process; establishment or maintenance of cell polarity. The record is from RefSeq and is a predicted model, not a curated record. The transcript has a single exon.
AUGAGAGAGGUCAAUUUCAGCAUUCCGAAUGUCAACAAGGCCUCGGUCCACAUCACCACGACUCUCUAUGACCGUCGAGCUCUGGAUUGUACCUCAACCCUCCCUCUCAUCAACUCUCUGAACCAUUUAGCUUAUCUUACCACCUCCUCUGCCCGCAUACGAGACAUUCUGACCGUGGAUGGCGGCAUCGAGCGCCUUGUGUGCAUAUUGAAGGAGGGCAGGAGUAAAGAUGAAAUGCACAUGUGGAAAUGGAACCUUGCAUUCCAAUGCAUCGUAAACAUCGGCGUUCGUGGGUCUGAAAAUGUGCGAACUCGUGUUGUGGAAGCGGACAUGGUCCCCGUCAUCGCCACAAUUCUGUGGGACUACAUUCUGGUGAUUGAAAUGGAGAAAUUGAGGGCGGAUGCUGAACAGGAAAAGCGCAAUGGUUCAAAACACUCCGGAAGUUCCAAAUCGUCCACCUUCAAGCAUUCUCGUGAUCUGCCACAAGAACCUACCGCAAGGACAUCCUUCUUUGAACACCUGAGUGCGACAGCAGAUCUCCGUUCCACCCGCCGUCAAGCUCCCCCUCCAUCACUCGAUCUACCACAGUCUUUCUCGCAGGCGUUUGGUGCAACCGAACCAGGCCCAGCUGAAGGAGCAACAACCCCGGCCGCUGUUUUCACUUCUCCCCCAGAACGAACCGUCUUUCCCCGGCGUGAUUUGCAUCAGCACAAUCGAAGCCAGGAAGGAAGAGGGCCAUUCCACAGAUCCGUCAACAUGCAACCUCCCGCCACUGCCGUGCCCUCGAUGGAUACAUCCGAUGGCUUCUCAUUACGACCUGUCCGCGAAGCAGACAGACUCCCUUCCAUGUUACCACCUCUGAAUACUGGCGUCGCCUCCCAUCCCGACUCCCCUACCACACCAUCUGCACCUAGUCACCGAGGACUCUUGUCCUCUGUCGGCCGUCGAAUGAGAAGGCCAUCCAUUCGUCACCAAAAUUCGACCUCUGACGACCAUGAUGAUGUUGUCAUAGAGGACGUGACUGGUCCCGAGGAAGAACUUCUAGGCCCCGACGGCCAAGUUGAGGGCCAAAGCAGAGACCAAACCCGAGACCAUAGUCCGCACGACCCGCAUGACAUAGAUGAGCGCGAAUCAUUGACCUUGACUCUUCCCCCUCAGCAAGGUCGGGAGGUCGACAAUGUUGAUAUCGCCCAACAGACGCCCAUCGUGGCUGGAAUGGGCCAUCCCUUGGGGCCUGCAGGCCAUGAGGCCAUGGGGGCGUCGCCCAUUCCUGCUGCUCCUGCGACAGCUGCUUCUCCCGCAAUUCCACUUAACGCCUACCCAAAUUUCUUCUUGCGGAAUGCCACUGCUACAGCCGCUUCGACCGCGUUGAUACCCCGCGAUGAGGACGUAUUGAUGGGCUUGCAGUUACUGGCAUAUAUUUCCAAAUACUGUUACCUUCGCCACUAUUUCCAGGCCACCCAUUUGGUUCCCAGGCUUAGGAUCGAUCGAGAAGUCGAGCGAAUCUAUGGAACGGUCCGAGGUUGCGCACCACUUCCAGAACCCACUGAAGAUGAAUAUGAAGAGUUUCUUCAGCCUGACGACUAUAACAUAUUCCCUUUAGUGGAGAAAUUUACAGUCCGUCACCACUCGAAGGAUAUGCAAUACUGGGCAUGCGUGGUCAUGCGCAAUUUGUGCAGGAAAGACGAUGCCCGGGGAGGUAUACGGCAGUGCGCCAAUUACAAAUGUGGGAAAUGGGAGGAGUACACACGGCAAUUUGCGAAAUGCAGACGUUGCCGCCGAACUAAGUAUUGCAGCAAGGUACGUCACGUCAACAUCCCCACGCAGCUUAUGUUGAAAUGGAAAGUGCUGACCUUUCUUGCUAGGAAUGCCAACGCGAAUCAUGGAGCAUGCACAGACAUUGGUGCCACCUCGAAAACGUCUAUCUCAGCCGCCGGUCAAACGCGUAACACUUUUUGGAACUGCAUAGCCGUGGAGUAUCGUGAAGGGAAUAUUGCUUUGGCGUUCUGGGGGUUCUACGGUUUUGAAAAGCAAAGUUUGGGGUUCCUUUUCCAACACUGA